AUGUCCGACUACGGCGCACACGACGACCGCCGUCGCUACCGUGAAACCCGCACCCGACCCCGCGAACGCGGCGAUCCCGAGUUCGUCCAGGAAACAACCUACAUCGAGCGCGGAAAGGGCCCUCCUCCUCGCGAUCUGGUCUACCGCCCUCGCGAUGAAAGCGUAGAAGACAUUGCAAGAGACUUUCCGCCACCAUCCAGCGAUCGUUACGCUCCUGCCCGCGGAGGAAGAAGAGAAUAUGACGAUUACCCUCCACCCCGCCGUGCCCGCAGUCAAGUUGGCCGCAGAGACUACGAUGACUACGACGACUACGAUGUUCCCGUCGCUGCCGCAGCCGCUGCUGGUGCUGGAUACGCUGCCGGACGCGCAAAGGACCGCCGUCAUCACCGCGAUCGCCAUGACCGCGACUACGACUCCGAAGAGUACUCCCCUCCCCGUCGUCGUCAUACAGAACGCCGCAAGUCUGGUGUCGGUGAGAUCUUGCAAGGCCUUGGACUAGGAGGUGUCGCCGCCGCUAUUACCGGGCGCUCCCGCAGUCGCAGCAGAUCCAGAGAUCGUGACUCUCGCCGCGACAGAGACAGAGAUGGCAGAACCAGAUCACGCCAUGGUGGCCGCUACGAUUCCGACGAAGACAGCCGCAGCCGCAGCAGAUCCAAGGGACGCACCGAACGCAAAUGGGCUCAGGCUGCUCAAGCCGCCCUUGUUGCCGGCGCUGUCGAGGCCUUCCGCUCCCGCAAGGACCCUGGACCAUGGACUGGAGAGAAGGGCCGUCGCAUUGCCACUGCCGCUAUCGGUGCCGGUGGUAUCGAUGGUCUCGUCGACCGCAACCCUGACAAGAAGACCAAGCGCCAUCUGGCCGAAGCUGUGAUUGGUGGACUGGCUGCCAACCGUCUUGCCAAUGGCCCUCGCAGUAGAAGUAGAGGUCCUGCUGGCGCUAGGGAUGACCCGUACGGACGCUCUCGCAGUCGCUCUCGUUCCAUCUUCGGAGGUAGCCGUGGAAGAAGUCAGUCCCGUGGCCGUGAUGGUCAAGGCGGCGGUGGCGGACUCAAGGAGCUUGCAGCAGGAGGAGCUCUAGCAGCAGCUGGCAAGGCCAUCUACGAUCGUGUUCGUUCAAAGUCACGUCGUAGGCGCUCUCCUUCGUCCAGCUCUGCAGACUCGUAUGUCCCUUCCCGUAAUCGACGUCGCAACAAGGAGCUCCGCUCACCUGCUCAAUCAGAUACAGGAAGCCGCGCCGUCGCCCAGCGCGGUCGUGAUCGAAACAUUGCCCCUGCUGCUGGUGCCGGUGCAGGUGCAGGUGCCCUCGCUGCUUCAAAGAACAAGAACGGUGAACGCAGCCAGAGUUCAUCAAGCAGCAGCACAGAUGUUGACGUCCGUCGUAAGCGUAUGCGAGGCAAGGAGCUACUCACCGCCGGCCUUGCCACUGUCGCCACCAUUCACGCUGCUCAUGGUGUUUACUCCAGUAUGGAAGCUCACGAGAGGCGCCACAAACUCGUCCAAGAAGGUGAAAUGUCCCCCAACGAAGCUCGCAAGAAGCAGACAAAGGCUUGGGUCCAGGACGCAGCUGCUGUUGGUAUUGCUGCCUUGGGUAUCAAGGGUGCUUUCAGCGAGUGGAAGGAAAUGAACGAGCACAGACGCGAGAUCCACGAAUUGGAAAAGAGAAAGAAUCUCAAACAGAAACGCCACGAGAAACACGAAAGAGAUGCACGUCGUGCACAAGAAGACCGCUUCUAUCAAAUGCUUCCAUUACUCAACCAACAACAGCAGCAGGGUGGAGCUCCUCAAAUGAUGCAACCCGGAAAUCAGAUGAUGUACCCUGGCAACAUUCCUCCUCCACCACCGGGACCUCCCCCUCAGGCGAGGUAUUAG
This is a messenger RNA of Aureobasidium pullulans EXF-150, 1866 nucleotides long. RefSeq lists its product as uncharacterized. The coding region runs from base 1 to 1866 and encodes 621 amino acids. The transcript has 2 exons. The record is from RefSeq and is a predicted model, not a curated record. NCBI's taxonomy places the organism in Eukaryota, Fungi, Ascomycota, Dothideomycetes, Dothideales, Saccotheciaceae.